AGUUUGCAAACGUGUGAAGAAGUCAGGAAUAAGGAAGUGUCAGAAAACCAAAACAAACUUCCAAACUGUGUCAUUAUUCUGCAAAUAUUCAGAUCUAUUUGAGUGAGUCCAGGUGAGUUUUGUUGGACCAUGGCUGCAGACCUCAUCGGGUUUUGUUACGCCGCUUUAGUGACUCUGGGAGGAAUUAUCGGUUUUGCCAAAGCAGGCAGUACCACAUCUCUCGCUGCAGGACUCCUCUUUGGCUUUUUGGCUGCUUUGGGUGCUUACCUCAAAAAUACAUGGAUUUCAUUAGGCACUUGCGGGACGUUAGCGGUCGUCAUGGGGAUACGAUAUUUUAACUCCUUUAAGCUUAUGCCCGCUGGUUUAAUGAUGAUUUUAAGCGCGUUAAUGGUUCUGAAGAUUCUUACGUCCAAGACAAAAAAGACACAUCAGUCUUAACAGAAUAAUUUUUGUAUAGACGUGGAUAGAGUGACCAAAAUCUACAGUAAAUCUGAAAUACCAGCAGGUAGCAAUCCAGAUAAAUCAAGUAAGAACAGAGGUGGGUAGUGGCCAAAAAUUGUUACUUCAGAAUAUUACUACUCAAGUAGAAGUACAAAGUAGCAGUCCAAGAAAUAAUGCAAGUAAGAGUAACUUGAAGAGUUUCUGUUUUGGUGAUUUAUAAUUUGAAGAACUACAUAAAAUCUGGUAUUUUCAAAGGAUAGACACACAAAUGAGACAAACUAAAUCAGAUUUGAAGGAGCGCUGCAAGAAACACAAACGUUCAAAUCAUUUCAUAUCGUCAACAGAAAGUUUAUGUUACUUUAGACUUGCUCACAGUGGGAGAGGAACCACUAUUUUUCCUCAAGUAAGAGUACUGUUACUUUUACUAGGGGUGUAACAAUAACCAAAAUAUCAUAUCAUAUCGUCAAAAGUCUCUCAGUAAUGUCAUGGGCCAUCAAAAUAAAUCGAAUUCACAAGUUUCUUUGCUUAAAUUCAUUUUUAUAGUGCAGCAACAGGUAAAAAAAAACAGAGGAAACUACAUCGACCAUGAUCCUUUGCUCCGUUUUGGUGCAAACUACAUGAAGAAAUAGCAGUUCUAAGCCCUUUUAAGUCUUGUCAAGGCAUUUUAAGAGGAAAAAGUAGCAUAUUCACAAUUUUGUUUGUAAGCCUCCACAAAAUAUCGCAGUAAAUAUUGUACCGUGAGUUGUAUAUUGUGAAAAUAUUGUACUGAGAGAUUUGGAUAUUGUUACAUCUCUAGUUAUUUCAAUAAAAAUAUUACUCAAGUAGGAGAAAAAGUAUGCUGCUAGAAAAGUACAAUUUAUUUAAAAAGUAAAUGUAAAUAUCAUGUAGUUCCACCCACCUCUGAUUAUUUUUGUUAGACAAACUUGACCGAUGUGAAGAACUGUUACUGUCCACCUCUGCUUCUUACUCGAUUGUCAACACAUUCCUUUCUCAAAUCAUAAACUGCUUCUGUUGUUUCAUAAUCACAUAUUCAAAAUUUAGAGUGUAUUUUAUAUUUAUAGAUGAGUUUGCUUUGUCUGAUUCUUUCCUCUAGUCUAAGUUUGUGGUCUGGACUAUUUAAAUAUUUUUGUCUAUUUGCACUUUAUCAAAUGCUGGUAGUAAAAGCCCAUAUUAUUAUAAUGUUGUUUCCUCAUCACAAACAGACCUGGAGUUGUGUUUUGUUUCAUUCACACAUGUUUGACUCACAGAUCCUGCAUUUUAGGCUGAGUUUUUCUCCGAAACUGAAAGCACUCGACUGAACUAAAGCGAAAAGGAGCUGUUAACUUGAAACUACCACUACAUCACAAGUUGGAACAGAGCAUUUUGAGCUCUGGAGAUGUAAAAAUUAUGUCAAAAGUCUCACAAUAAUACCGUGGGCUGUCACAAUAUAUCGAAUUACAAACUCCUUUGCUUAGAUGCAUGGUUUUAUAGUAGCAACAGCUUAAAAACAUCGGGAACUACAUAUCCCAUGAUUCAUUUCAGUGCAGACAACAUGAAGUUAUGUUUUUUACUUGAAUUCUUGAGCUUAUGAUGGAAAUAAUUGACACCAAAAUCUUGUCAGGGUAUUUUAAAUGCAAAAAAGCAUCCUAUCUACAAUUAUAUCAGCCAAAAUUUUGCAAUAAAUAUCGUACCGUGAGAUGUAUAUCGUUAUAAUAUUGUACCGAGAGAUUUGGAUAUCGUUACAUCCCUAAAACAGAUGAAUAAUAAAGGAUUACUCAAAAAAUCUGUGAAUGAAACAAGUUUUUGAUGAGGUAACAUGGCUUAAAGCUCACAAGAAUCAAUUUUAUGUGAUAUAAGACCUUUAAAAGUGUAUCAUGACAUUUUUAUUAACUAAAAUUUGUUAUAAUUGAAUUGUACAAAUACAGGUUUUUACUUUUACUUUAUCACAAUUUUGAAUGCUUUCUACUGCUGUUUUUGAGAGUAACAUUUUGGAAAAUUGGA
Boleophthalmus pectinirostris (great blue-spotted mudskipper) is the source of this 2421-nucleotide messenger RNA. Its product is annotated as transmembrane protein 14C-like. The record is from RefSeq and is a predicted model, not a curated record. Gene Ontology annotation, biological process: regulation of heme biosynthetic process. The transcript has 5 exons. Bases 130 to 438 code for a protein of 102 amino acids. NCBI's taxonomy places the organism in Eukaryota, Metazoa, Chordata, Actinopteri, Gobiiformes, Gobiidae. Gene Ontology annotation, cellular component: mitochondrial membrane.